Molecule: messenger RNA, 2668 nt
Organism: Diachasmimorpha longicaudata
Lineage: Eukaryota; Metazoa; Arthropoda; Insecta; Hymenoptera; Braconidae
Gene: Phm
Product: Peptidylglycine-alpha-hydroxylating monooxygenase
Exons: 3
Coding region: 152-1156 (334 amino acids)
Biological process (GO): peptide metabolic process
Cellular component (GO): extracellular region; membrane
Molecular function (GO): copper ion binding; oxidoreductase activity, acting on paired donors, with incorporation or reduction of molecular oxygen, reduced ascorbate as one donor, and incorporation of one atom of oxygen
Source: RefSeq, a predicted model, not a curated record
GGCGUGUUUUAUCAAGUGUGUAUCGAUUUAUAUUCCCACGCUGGCGAUAAGAGCGUGCGACAGUCGACAGGUGAUUGGACCUCAUCGUAUUGGCUACCUCUCAAAUGCACAAAUAUAAAAUUAAUCAAUCGCUCAAAAAAUUAUAUAAAAAAUGAAGAAACAAAUGACAUUGACAUCAGUGAUAGUGACAGUGGUACUGUUCCUGGAUAAAUCGCAAUGCUACCGUAUCGAGAGAUAUCCUCUGCUAAUGCCAGAUGUCAAACCGAAUAUUCCUGAGCUGUACUUGUGCACACCUGUCAAAAUGAACACUACGUCGAGCUAUUACAUUGUUGGAUUUGAACCAAAUGCGACCAUGAAUACGGCCCACCAUAUGAUCCUUUAUGGAUGUAAAAAACCUGGAGCUGCAAAGCCCGUCUGGAACUGCGGCGAAAUGUCACAAUCCGCUAGUGAUCUAGAUGCUGCUGGACCCUGUAGCGAGGGAUCCGAGAUUUUGUACGCGUGGGCGAGAGACGCCCCAGACCUAAUUCUCCCCGAGGGCGUGGGUUUCAAGGUCGGUGGUGAUUCUCCAAUAGACUACCUAGUCCUCCAAGUCCACUACGCGCACAUCGAGCACUUCAAGGGUGGAAAAACCGACGACUCCGGUAUAUUUUUACGAUAUACGGAGGAGCCGAUGAGUAAAUUAGCUGGUGUUUUCGUUCUGGGUACCGCUGGUGGAAUACCAGCGAGAAAAUCAGAGAAAAUGGAGACGGCUUGCACCCUCAAGGAACAAAAGACAAUUCAUCCUUUUGCUUAUCGAACGCACACACAUUCCCUCGGUAAAGUUGUCGCUGGAUAUGUCAUUAGAAAUAAUUCGUGGGUUGAACUUGGCAAAAGAGAUCCCCUGACACCCCAGAUGUUCUAUCCUGUUCACAAUAAUAUGUCGAUCGUCAAGGGUGACACCCUUGCUGCAAGAUGCACAAUGCUGAGCAAUCGCGACAGGUGGACGAGUAUUGGAUCGACUGGCGAAGACGAAAUGUGCAAUUUUUAUUUGAUGUAUUAUGUGGACAGCGGGGAACCGCUGGACGUAAAAUACUGCUUCAGCGAAGGACCACCGACAUAUUACUGGAGGUCGGCUGGUCUCGUUAAUAUACCGGAUAUCGAGGCAUCGUCAUUAUAAAUUCAUUCUUCGCGCUUGACUAGUAUUUUUUUUUAAUUCAAAGGUGUUUUUCGCGAAAAUUCACGUUUAAGAAAAAUUUCCUGGCAAAAGAGUGGGAUUAUGAGACGCCGGAAAAGUUUGGUAUCACCUUAAGACUUCUUGAGCCAUUAAAUCCGCCGAGACAUUUCGCAACCGAACAAAACACUUUUUUCACGUCAAUCCUUUCGUUAAUUUACUUGGAAGAUGAAAUAAAACGUGAAUUUUAGCGGAGACGAUGCAGAAUAUCUGACUUAAUCAUGCAAACAGCACCAAAAAAGUAGUGAAUUAAGACGACGUCGGUUUAAUUAUAACCGAUUUUUGGCUUGCUUCAAACCGAACGACUUAAGCUGCGGAAAUCUCGAUUUCAGGUCUCAUAUAACCCGAAAAGUGGUUUAUCUCGAGCGGAAAUGGAUCAAGCCGAUAUCGAUGCGAAUCGACCCGAAAAAUCGGCUUGAAUCAAAACAAAGAUCAAUCUGUUUCAGAUAGCAGAUAAACACUUGAUUCUAGUUGAUUUUUCGAUCUUCGCUACUCAUUUCCAAGUUCUUGGCUAUAAAGAGAAUUAAUUAGUUAAUAUCAAUUAAUGUUGGGCUCCAAAAGCAGUAAUGGAAAGGGAAUAAUUAUUUUACUUGAUUAUUUUGCGCCGCAAUGUUGAUCUUGAGUUUUGCGGUGACGGUGUCGGUAUGAUCCGGAACUAAUGGCAUAUUUGACAAUGGUUCCUGCCAACACAGGAUUGCCUCCAGGAGAAAAGAGUUACCUAAUGUCUGAGAGAGUGAAUAUUCCGUUUGAAACGAAACAUUUUUUUCUAUUCAAGUCUGAAGACAACAGUAUAUUUCGUCACCGUGUCUAACCUCGAUGUCUCGUAAUUAUUUAUACAACUUUUACAUUGCAAAUGGGAGCAAACAUUGGUUAUAUAAUAAGUGUCUUCCGUUUAUUUAUCUGUUUUGUUCCCGAUGGAUAUCUGUAUUUGAAAAUUCACCGUCGAGUUCUCCACUGAAAAGUUAAAUAUUUUUGUUGGAAAAUAUUUUAAAAAUAUACAUUAUUUUUAUUUUAUAAAUAUGUUGAUUAAUUACAGGGAAAUGUGUUAUCUGAUGCAUGAAUCUCAUCCGAAAAGGUCAAUACUUUAAAUACUAGUCAGUACUGAAUGUCACCACAUGCCUCUGUAAUAAUCUGAAUUUUAUCGCGACAUUUAUUUCGUCUGUAGACUUCAGGUCAAUCAAAUCCUCGUCAAUUCUAUAAUUUUCAACCACUGACAGUGGGAAUUUGAUGCUGGUGCUCUCAAAAAAUAUCAUAUCUUCCACUCAUAAGUGGUUAUAAAUGUUGGCCAAUUGUAUAUUCAUGAAAAUCUCCGAUGUGUGUGGGUAACUACUUCGCAAUUAUUUAAAAUCGAGAGAUUAUCACUCAGUGUACCUAUCGAUAUAGAGCAAGAUGUAUUUUUCUCUGCUGUAUAUGAAAAUGAAAUAUAUAUGUAUAAAUAAAGAUUACUUAUAUAUUAAA